Caenorhabditis angaria is the source of this 1371-nucleotide messenger RNA. NCBI's taxonomy places the organism in Eukaryota, Metazoa, Nematoda, Chromadorea, Rhabditida, Rhabditidae. The record is from the annotation of a GenBank genome assembly.
AUGAAAAACAUUUUUCUAUUAUUAAUUUUCAUUGUUUUCCUAUUCCAAAAUAUUCUUGCGAGAAGAGUUCGAACCGAACAAGAUGAAGCAAAAUAUCUUGAAGAUGUAAGUUUUUAUUUUCCAAAAAAAACUCUCUGUAAUUGUUAUGAAAUGUGACAUGCGUGUAUUUAUUUCGAAAAAAAACUGACAAACAUUAUAACUCUGACAUAGGAGAGAAACCAGUUUUCGAGCGUCAGUAACUAUGCCGAAAGGUCAUUUUUAUUACGUUCCAGUUGAAAGCACGAGAGUUACAACAGUUUGAAGAUGAACAACGAAUGCAAUCUGAAAAAAGGAAUUCGCGAUACAGUAGUGCUGCUCAAAAUGCUCAAAGUGGAUUGAUCAGUAAUGGGAGAGCGGAGAGCACAAGUUAUAAUUUGCCGCCAGAAUUGAGACCUCGAGUUGAGAAAACACAGAAGAAUGCACCAAGACAUGAAGCAUUGGUGGCUUCUGGUAAGUAUUUUGAUUUUUUGGUGGCGUGGGGACGAAAAACUGAAUUGUUAUCAAAAUUAUAAUUUUUGUUCUUUCUGAAAAAAAUAAUUUCAGAAAUAAUCGAAUCUUUCCGAUCUAUUUUUUAAUUUUUGAAAAAGAAACAGUGUCUCGUUCAAAAAGGUCUUUUUGAUUGCGAAUUGUCCAGUAAUAUAGUAAUAUUAUCAUACCUUUUCAAAAAAAAACUACGACAAAAAACUUCGGCAAACAUUUUCACAUCAAACACUUUUUUUAUGUACAAUAAAUGACUCAUAUUCAGAUUCAAAUGCUGCUGUCGAUGAGUUUGGUGAUGACGAAAACUGGUGCUACGCAUGUGUCACACCAAUUGAUCACUUGAAACCACAACUACGAAAAUCGAUCAGAAGUUUGUUUGAUAUGAGGAGAACAUCUUUUCCACAUGGUAAAAAAUGUAUUCAUAUACAAAAGUAAUCAAUAGUUUUUCUUUCAGAAUAUGUCACACCGGAAUGUUUAUCAGGAAGAAAUUUGACAGCUUUGAAGAAAAAGAAAUGUUCAUAUAAAUAUUGUCAAUCACUAUCAAUCAUUGAUCGUAAUUCGGCAGCAUCUUUUGUUGUUCGAGGAUGCGCUGAAAAUUUCGGAGCAAUUGAUCCAAAAGUUAUGGAAUCCAAAGAAGAUUAUUCAUGCGAUAUGUGAGUUUUUCAUUAUUUCGAAAAACGUAGAAAAAACAUUUUUAGGCUUCAUGAAAAACUGGAGAUCAAAGAAUGCAUAUGUAAAAACGCAAAAUAUUGUAACGCUGGCUGGCGAAAACGUAGUGCAGCAUCUGCAGUGAAUUUACACAUGUUCUUCACAGCUGCACAGUUCAUCGUAUUCUAUUGGUUAUAUCAAUAG